AUGAACUUGUCAUGCUCCGUUACUUGGACAACAUCGUCGCAUUUGGAAAAAAGUAGCGCUUCAAUAACAAUAGAUUUCGAUAGCACAAAUUCAAAUUUAAAUACUACACGUGAUAACAUAAUUGUGACAUGGAUCAAUCAAAUCUUUAACCCAAGUUCAACCACUACUACAACUACGACAACAACUACUAGCGCGCCACAACGCUCAUGCGCAGAAUGCAAUUGCGGCACCAUAAAUAAAAUACAUCGCAUUGUUGGUGGCCAGGAGACGGUAACGCAUCAAUAUCCUUGGAUGGCGAUGUUGCUCUCCAGAGGUAGUUUCUAUUGUGGAGGCACAUUAAUUAAUGAUCAAUAUGUCUUGACGGCUGCACAUUGUGUAAAGGGUUUUAGGAAACCGUUAAUAACAAUACGUUUGUUGGAGCACAAUCGCAAGAACAGCAGCGUACAUAAAAUUGAUCGGAAUGUUGACAAAAUAUUUAUACAUCCAGACUACAGUACACGUACUUUUGAUAGCGAUAUCGCUCUGAUACGUAUGUCGGAACCAGUUGAAGUAAAUGAUUUACUCCGGCCAGUUUGUAUGCCCGAUCCAGAUAAAAGUUUUGCUGGUGAAAACGCUGUAGCGACUGGUUGGGGGGCACUAAGCCAAGGAGGCAGUGUGUCGCAGACUUUGCAGGAAGUAGAGGUGCCUAUAAUAUCACAGGAGGCUUGCCGUGGUAGCAAAUAUGGUCCAAGUAUUACUGAUAAUAUGCUUUGUGCUGGCUAUGAUGAAGGUGGCAAGGAUGCUUGUCAAGGCGAUAGUGGUGGGCCUUUGCAUGUUAUUGUUAACAAUACCAAGGAACAUCAAUUAGCUGGUAUAACUUCAUGGGGCGAAGGUUGUGCUAAACCCAACACACCCGGUGUAUACACUCGUGUGAAUAACUUUAACACUUGGAUUGCGAAUCGUACACGUGAUGCCUGUACAUGCCACCCUGUUAAAAAGUGCGUUAAUAGUAACUCAAAUUCUUCGAAGGGAAAUGAGAAAGCUCUCUGCAUUUAA
Teleopsis dalmanni is the source of this 1035-nucleotide messenger RNA. RefSeq names its product trypsin-like. Gene Ontology annotation, biological process: proteolysis. Gene Ontology annotation, molecular function: serine-type endopeptidase activity. The transcript is spliced from 3 exons. Lineage: Eukaryota; Metazoa; Arthropoda; Insecta; Diptera; Diopsidae. The coding region runs from base 1 to 1035 and encodes 344 amino acids. The record is from RefSeq and is a predicted model, not a curated record.